CUAUUAACACACAGAAAAAUGUGGUUGCUCAACGUAUACGUGGCUUCCCUUUGCGUCGUUCUCGCUAAGGGCUCUAUCCAAAACGAUCCGAAAGAUUUUUACGCAAUGAUCAAGGGCGCGUUUCACGAUUCAUCAUUGUGCCGAAAUUCUCCAAUUUGUCAUUAUGUCGGCAUGUUACGAAGCGAUGAAAAGAGUGAGGAAUCUGUCGGUCGCCCCACGUCGAUGUAUCGCAAUAAGGGUGAAACUGAUCUCGAUUCCCGAAGCUAUUACGGUGGUUACGGGGCCCCGGCAUUGUACCCCGCAAUCGAUACGGUAAGUGUAUUAGCGUCUCUGGCGUUCCUUGCUUUUCUGCUGCACUCGUUCGCCUCUUUGUUCGAUCGAUCCAGAUCGAUAAUUCCAUCGGUGGUUAGCAAUCGUCAAUUAUCGGAAGAGCGCGGUAUUCCCGAUUCAGUUAAGCUCGUUCUCCGUGCUUUAGACGAAUACGAUACAUUGAGCAACGGGGCAAUAUUCGAAGGUCUGAAGACCAGCAGCGGUAAAACAACGCUACGUUGAACUUUGUUCAAUCUUCAAAAUCAGAAACCUUAUUUCAUCUGCAUAAAUAUUUUGAUGGUUGUAUUUUUUUUUU
Messenger RNA from Venturia canescens, 625 nucleotides. RefSeq lists its product as uncharacterized. The transcript is spliced from 3 exons. NCBI's taxonomy places the organism in Eukaryota, Metazoa, Arthropoda, Insecta, Hymenoptera, Ichneumonidae. Bases 19 to 552 code for a protein of 177 amino acids. The record is from RefSeq and is a predicted model, not a curated record.